Molecule: messenger RNA, 3770 nt
Organism: Phyllostomus hastatus (greater spear-nosed bat)
Lineage: Eukaryota; Metazoa; Chordata; Mammalia; Chiroptera; Phyllostomidae
Gene: RRN3
Product: RRN3 homolog, RNA polymerase I transcription factor
Exons: 18
Coding region: 33-1988 (651 amino acids)
Biological process (GO): transcription initiation at RNA polymerase I promoter
Cellular component (GO): nucleus
Molecular function (GO): RNA polymerase I general transcription initiation factor activity; RNA polymerase I core binding
Source: RefSeq, a predicted model, not a curated record
GUGAGGCGCAGCCUUCGCAUUUGUUCGGCUCUAUGGCGGCCCCAGUGCUUCACACGCGGUUACCUGGAGAUGCGGCCGCCUCGGCCUCUGCGGUGAAGAUGCUGGGCGCAGCCAGGCCUGGGAUUUCAGAUGUGCUUGAAUUAGAGAAUGAUUUCUUCAACUCUCCCCCAAGAAAAACUGUUCGAUUUGGUGGAACUGUGAGAGAAGUCUUGUUGAAGUACAAAAAGGGUGAAACAAAUGACUAUGAAUUGUUGAAGAACCAGCUGUCAGAUCCAGACAUAAAGGAUGACCAGAUCAUUAACUGGCUGUUAGAAUUCCGUUCCUCUAUCAUGUACUUGACCAAAGACUUUGAGCAGCUUAUCAAUAUUCUCCUGAGAUUGCAGUGGUUGAAUAGAAGUCAGACAGUGGUGGAGGAAUAUUUGGCUUUUCUGGGUAAUCUUGUAUCAGCACAGACUGUCUUCCUUAGACCGUGUCUCAGCAUGAUUGCUUCUCAUUUUGUCCCUCCCCGAGUGGUCAUUAAGGAAGGUGACAUAGAUGUUUCAGAUUCUGAUGACGAAGAUGAUAAUCUUCCUGCAAAUUUUGACACAUGUCACAGGGCCUUGCAAAUAAUAGCAAGAUAUGUCCCAUCGACACCGUGGUUUCUCAUGCCAAUACUGGUAGAAAAAUUUCCAUUUGUUCGAAAAUCUGAGAGAACACUGGAAUGUUAUGUUCAUAACUUACUAAGGAUUAGUGUGUAUUUUCCAACCUUGCGGCAUGAAAUUCUAGAGCUUGUCAUUGAAAAGUUACUCAAGCUGGAUGUGAGUGCGUCCCGGCAGGAUAUUGAAGAUGCUGAGGAAAUAGCAGCUCAAACUGGUAGUGGAACAGACGCCACAGAAGGACUUUUUAAUAUGGAUGAAGAUGAAGUUCUUGAACGCGAAACAAAGGCUGACCCUGAAAGGCUCAGUCAGAUGGUCCAUCCUGUCGCAGAACGCCUGGAUAUCCUGCUGUCUUUACUUUUGUCCUACAUUAAGGAUGUCUGCUAUGUAGAUGGUAAGAUUGAUAUCAACAAAACAAAGGAUUUAUAUCGUGAUCUCAUAAUCAUCUUUGACAAACUCUUGUUGCCCACCCAUGCCUCCUGCCAUGUACAGUUUUUCAUGUUUUACCUCUGCAGCUUUAAGUUGGGAUUUGCAGAAGCAUUUUUGGAACAUCUCUGGAAAAAAUUGCAGGAUCCAAAUAACCCUGCCAUCAUCAGGCAAGCUGCUGGAAAUUAUAUUGGAAGCCUUUUGGCAAGAGCUAAAUAUAUUCCUCUUAUUACUGUAAAAUCGUGCCUAGAUCUUUUGGUUAAUUGGCUGCACAUAUACCUUAAUAACCAGGAUUCAGGAACAAAGGCAUUUUGUGAUGUUGCUCUUCAUGGACCAUUUUACUCAGCCUGUCAAGCUGUGUUCUACACCUUUGUUUUUAGACACAAGCAGCUUUUAAGCGGAAACCUGAAGGAAGGUUUGAGGUACCUUCAAAGUCUAAAUUUUGAACGUAUAGUGAUGAGUCAACUAAAUCCUCUAAAGAUUUGCCUGCCCUCAGUAGUUAACUUUUUUGCUGCAAUUACAAGUAAAUACCAGCUAGUCUUCUGUUACACUAUCAUUGAGAGGAAUAAUCGCCAGAUGCUACCAAUUAUUAGAAAUACAGCUGGAGGGGACUCAGUGCAAACCUGCACAAACCCACUGGACACCUUCUUUCCCUUCGAUCCUUGUGUGCUUAAGAGGUCAAAGAAAUUUAUUGAUCCUAUUUAUCAGAUAUGGGAAGACAUGAGUGCAGAAGAGCUUCAGGAGUUUAAGAAACCCAUUAAAAAGGAGGUGGUGGAAGAUGAAGAUGAUGACUUUUUGAAAGGAGAAGUUGGGAUCACACCAAGCUCCUUUGACACGCAUUUCCGAAGUCCUUCAAGUAGUGUGGGCUCCCCGCCAGUGUUGGACUUGCCAGACCAUUUGCCUCUGGUGGCAAGGAUUUGUGAUUGAGACAAACAUUCCUCCCCAUCCUGCCCUUCAGUACCAGGUUGCACACUGUUUGAACUUCACAUCAAACAAGAGGGAGGAGCUGUCUCAGGCAGCUUACUUUCAUGUUAGACUCACUAUAGUGUCUGAACAGACAUGUGUUUCUUUUUGCUCCCGUACAGACAAAAGGAAAAGACUGAAUAUCAUGUGCAAUAUUUUACAAUAGAGUUGAUGAUAAACAUUGAAGGCUUAGCUUGUUUAAUGUAUACAUUAUUUAUGUGUUACAGCUUUUUGACAUAAUUAUUGUGAAAUUUGUAAUAUCGGCAACAACCUGUUUUAACAGAUUGGUUCUUUAUUUUAACGUAGGUUUUGGUCACAGCCACAAGUACAGGACUUUGCCAAAUGAGUGAAAAUCCUCUAGGACACUAUUAAAGUUUUUAGAAUGAGUGUAUUUUGGGUACAUUGUUUACCCUGUGCUGUAACUGUAUUUGUGUGCUGGGAUUUAGUGGGGUGCAGAGACACAGGAGGAAAGUGGGGAGAUGGGCAGAGCUGGUCUCCCAGGUGCUGAAAGUUGGAGCUCUCCAAGCACGUCAGAGACCAUGAAGGGCCUGUAGGGAAGAGAGAGAGGAUUUAGGGAAACAGAUCAUAUGCUGGUGAGUGUUAAAAUGGAUUUAAAAGAAAAAUGGAGUUCAGGUAAAAGUAAUUCCCAUUGACUGAAAGUGGGGUUGGACUUUUACAAAACACAAGCACAGAGCAUUUUACCCUGAAACUCCCAAGAAUGCUGUUAGAACUGAAACUACUUGUGUGUAGUGGAAUAUUACCUUUUUUUUUUUUUUAAUUUUUACCAGAAUCAGUAGACCAGUUUUCAUCUUGAAAAUUUCCUUGGGAGUAUAGGGUACAGUUUAGGUUAUUUGGUGGGAUGGUUUUGCUAGCAACAAAAGCCAAGGUUACAUCUACAUUCUUUGUCCACUGGCUAUUUGUAUCAUGGGUUCAGCUCAGUGAAACCCUCUGUCCAGGUUCUUUUUGUAUUUUUAUAACUAAACACAGAGAGCGGUGUCUAAACCUUGCUUUAUAACAAAUUUGUGCAGGCAUUGCUAGAGUCAUUUUGAAGUUCGUGCAUAUUUUGGCUUCAUUUAUUUGUAUACUUUUUUUGUUACUUUUUUGUGAGAAUGGACAUCUUUAAACAUAUUUAUUUUCUGCCCGUUUUCCUGUAUUUUAUUUAAGGGCAAGUAAUAUUUUCUUGAUGAGAAAUAUUUUGUAAUGAAAUACUUUCCUAGGGCUUUGUAUGCUCUUGUAUAAUUGUAUUGAAGGCAAUGUAGAGUUUGAAUUUCAGUCUAUAAAUACGUUUUUGGAAAAGAUGAGUUUAUUGCUUUAAAAAGUUUUGAAUAUUGGUGAUUUUCUUUUGGUGACUUUGUGGAAAGUCAUUUGAGGACGUUUAGGUUCUCUGUUUUUUAACUGCUGACAAGGUGGGAUUUUUCUAUACUGGAUAAAAUGAGUAAAUGAAAUGUGUCCAUAGAAAUGAAUGGUAAAUGGGGUCUUUGUGGGUUGGGAAGUAACUUGAAUGUAGAGGGACAUGUUUAUAAAUAAGUCUGUUUAAUUUCAAGGGAGCUUGAGAAAAAAACCCAUUGUGACAAUAAAACAGUGACAUGGUUAAUCUGGAACUAUUGUUAGGUCAAUAAAGGAAGAGGCUUCACACACAAAUAUUCUUUUGAUUGAUUUUUUUUCUUUACUGAUCUAUGUAUUAAAACAAUGGAAAACUGCAACUGAGAUUUUACUAUUAAAAAGGUAAAAAUAUUGCCACUGUGA